This is a messenger RNA of Indicator indicator, 1500 nucleotides long. It is a transcript of the gene MTF2, whose product is annotated as metal response element binding transcription factor 2. Bases 16 to 1500 code for a protein of 494 amino acids. The transcript has 12 exons. NCBI's taxonomy places the organism in Eukaryota, Metazoa, Chordata, Aves, Piciformes, Indicatoridae. Gene Ontology annotation, biological process: regulation of DNA-templated transcription; chromatin organization. The record is from RefSeq and is a predicted model, not a curated record. Gene Ontology annotation, molecular function: DNA binding; chromatin binding. Gene Ontology annotation, cellular component: nucleus.
UCUGAAGGUGGGGAAAUGGUCUGUACAAUAUGUCAGGAAGAGUAUUCAGAAGCACCAAAUGAAAUGGUUAUAUGUGAUAAAUGUGGUCAAGGAUAUCAUCAACUGUGUCACACACCAAAUAUUGAUUCCAGCGUGAUUGAUUCAGAUGAUAAAUGGCUCUGUCGACAGUGUGUUUUUGCAACAACAACAAAGAGGGGUGGUGCGCUUAAGAAAGGACCAAAUGCCAAAGCACUGCAAGUCAUGAAACAAACAUUACCAUAUAAUGCAACAGACCUUGAGUGGGAUGCAGGGCAUAAAACCAAUGUCCAGCAGUGUUACUGCUAUUGUGGAGGACCUGGAGACUGGUAUCUAAAGAUGUUGCAGUGCUGCAAGUGUAAGCAGUGGUUUCAUGAGGCGUGUGUGCAGUGCCUCCAAAAGCCAAUGCUUUUUGGUGACAGGUUUUAUACGUUCAUUUGCUCAGUUUGCAGUUCUGGACCAGAAUACCUCAAACGUUUACCCUUGAGAUGGGUAGAUAUAGCACAUCUAUGCCUUUACAACCUAAGUGUUAUUCAUAAGAAGAAAUACUUUGAUUCGGAGCUUGAACUCAUGGCCUACAUUAAUGAAAACUGGGAUAGAUUGCAUCCUGGUGAGCUGGCAGAUACACCAAAAUCUGAAAGAUAUGAGCAUGUACUGGAGGCAUUAAAUGAUUACAAGACCAUGUUUAUGUCUGGAAAAGAAAUAAAGAAAAAGAAACAUUUGUUUGGCUUGAGAAUUCGUGUUCCUCCUGUGCCACCGAAUGCUGCUUUAAAGGCUGAGAAAGAACCAGAAGGAACUUCUCAUGAGUUCAAAAUUAAAGGCAGAAAAUCGUCUAAGCCGUCAAUUCCUGAUGUGAGGGAAUUAAGUAAUGGUAUAGAAAGAAAGGGGAAAAAAAAAUCAGUAGGUCGUCCACCUGGUCCCUAUACAAGAAAAACGAUUCGCAAAACUCCAGAGUCGUCUCCUCUGGAUAAUGAACCACUUCCGGUAAUGGAGAACCCAGCCUUGGAAUUACCCUGCUGUGUUGGGAAAUCUGAUGGAACUGCACAUUCAUCCAAUACCUCAGAUGUGGAAUCCACAGGUGCUGCCAGUAUGAAAGAAACUACCUCAUCUAGUAUUUCCAGACAUUAUAGUUUAUCUGAUUCGAGAAAAAGGACUCGUACAGGAAGAACUUGGCCUGCUGCAAUACCACACUUGAGGAGAAGAGGUCGCUUUCCACGAAAAGCACUCCAGACUCAAAAUUCAGAAAUUGUAAAAGAUGACGAGAACAAGGAAGAUUACCAGUAUGAUGAACUCAAUACAGAGAUACUUAACAACUUAGCAGAUCAGGAGUUACAGCUUAAUCACCUAAAGAACUCAAUUACUAGCUAUUUUGGUGCAGCAGGUAGAAUAGCUUGUGGGGAAAAAUACCGUGUUUUGGCUCGUCGGGUGACACUUGAUGGAAAGGUGCAGUAUCUGGUGGAGUGGGAAGGAGCAACUGCAUCCUGA